Molecule: messenger RNA, 528 nt
Organism: Aureobasidium pullulans EXF-150
Lineage: Eukaryota; Fungi; Ascomycota; Dothideomycetes; Dothideales; Saccotheciaceae
Product: ankyrin repeat protein-like protein
Exons: 3
Coding region: 1-528 (175 amino acids)
Molecular function (GO): protein binding
Source: RefSeq, a predicted model, not a curated record
AUGGCAGACGAAGGUGCCUCAUCCCGCGAACUUUUGCUCGAAGCAUGCCGUCGUAACAACACCGAUCUCCUUUCCACUGUCUUGUCGGACUUCAAGUCCACUGACGAACUCGCCAAUUUCCUCAACACGGCAACCGACGCCUUGGGCUGUGGUGCCUUGCACAUUGGCGCACAGUAUGGCGCCUACGAGGUUCUAGACAUGCUUUUGGAUCAAGAGGGUGUAGAAAUCGACGGCGUGGAGAGAAGAGAGGGAGACACAUGCUUGCACAAAGCGGUCAGAUAUGUCAACAGCUUGACCAAGGACGAGUGGGAAGAGGGCCAGGCUAUCGUCGACAUCUUGAUCGACGCUGGCUGCGAUCCCAGAAUACGCAACAAGGCCAAGCUGCGCCCCAUCGACCUUACCGACCCUCGCAACACAGAGCUCAGGAGUGUCUUGCAAAAGGCCGAGUUCACCAUGUUGGCUGGUGACGACGUCGUACAAGAAGACGAUGACGACGCUGGUGCUGGCAGUGCCAGUGACAGCGAGUAA